CAUCCAUCCACCACAACACCAUGCUGGCGUGAUGCCGCACGGAGAUGGGCCAUCGCCUAUUCCUCAAGCUCCAGACUUUUUCGUUUCGCCAGGCUCCACUGUCGGAGCUGCGCGUGAAAAUGGUCACGUGUCCUUGUUAUCCUGGUGGCUUCCACCUUACGCUGCAUCGGAGCUCGCCGAUGCGCUUCUCAACCAAUGCGAGCGGACCUUCGCCGCCCUCUGUUGCUCAUCCAAACCUUGUUGGUGAUCCGUUCCUCUGAAAAGCAGUGUGCUCGCAGCUCGGCCGUCUCCGCUCGAAAGUGGUCCGAUAAGCUUGCGUCUUCGGGUCUAUAUCUAUCGUCACCACCCAGCUCUCGUACAUCUUACCACCCAUUCCUCAGUGCCAAUUGACUCCAGGAGCUUUCCUUGUUUCGCAACUACACCGUGAUCGCAUACAUACACCAUCACCAUGUCCCAACUUAGCUACGCCCGCUAUGGCAAGGACAACGUCCGCCUCUACAAGGUUGAUAAGGACCCUAAGACAGGGGUUCACACUGUCGUAGAGCAGACUGUUCGUAUCCUGCUCGAGGGAGAUAUUGAGACCUCCUACACCAAGGCAGACAACUCGGUCGUUGUUGCAACAGACACCCAGAAGCAGACCACCUACAUUCUCGCCAAGCAGAACCCCAUCGAUCCUCCCGAGCAGUUCGCCGCUGUGAUUGGCAACCACUUUGUCAACACAUACCCUCAUAUUCACGCUGCGCACGUCAAGAUCAUCCAACACCGAUGGACUCGCAUGGAGAUCGACGGCAAGGCCCACCCACAUUCGUUCUUCCGCGACGGUGACGAGGUUCGCGUUGUCGAAUCAGUAACUAGGGAAGGACAGGGUUCUUCAAUUCGCUCCAAGAUCGAGAAGCUACUCGUGCUCAAGAGCACUGGCUCCGCUUUCCACGGCUUCCACCGCGACGAGUACACACGUUUGCCUGAGACCUGGGACCGCAUUCUCAGCACAGAGAUUGAGGCUGGCUGGCAGUGGAAGCUCUUCAAGACACUGGAGGAGGUCAAGGCUAUCGAUUUCAACGGUGCUUGGAAGGCGGCAAGGGACAUCACAAUGAAGAUCUUCGCCGAGGACGACAGCGCCAGUGUUCAGGCCACCAUGUACAAAAUGGCCGACACUAUCCUAGCCACUGUUCCCGAGAUCGACGCCGUCGAUUAUGCUCUGCCAAACAAGCACUACUUCGAGAUUGAUCUCUCGUGGCACAAAGACAUCAAGAACACUGGAAAAGACGCGACUGUUUUCGCUCCCCAGUCUGACCCCAACGGCUUGAUCCAUUGCACAGUCACUCGCAAGGGUACCAAGUCCAAGCUAUGAACGACAUGGCACCUUUCUCGAUUCGGGUUCACUAUUUAGCAUCGGCGUUCUUUCUGUCUUCCAGGGGUCGUUCGUAAAGCGAGAGUAGAAUAUUAUACCACAUGGACUGAGUCCAGGGGACGAGUGAGAGUAGCAAACCAAGUUAGCAUUAGGGCUUGUAAUAAACAACUUAUGCUUCUAGUCGCUCUCCGUG
This is a messenger RNA of Boeremia exigua, 1544 nucleotides long. RefSeq lists its product as uncharacterized. Lineage: Eukaryota; Fungi; Ascomycota; Dothideomycetes; Pleosporales; Didymellaceae. The transcript is spliced from 3 exons. Gene Ontology annotation, cellular component: peroxisome. Gene Ontology annotation, molecular function: urate oxidase activity. The record is from RefSeq and is a predicted model, not a curated record. Gene Ontology annotation, biological process: purine nucleobase catabolic process; urate catabolic process. The coding region runs from base 449 to 1351 and encodes 300 amino acids.